Messenger RNA from Lutra lutra (Eurasian river otter), 2876 nucleotides. It is a transcript of the gene CLVS1, whose product is annotated as clavesin 1. The transcript has 6 exons. The coding region runs from base 325 to 1389 and encodes 354 amino acids. Gene Ontology annotation, molecular function: phosphatidylinositol bisphosphate binding. The record is from RefSeq and is a predicted model, not a curated record. Lineage: Eukaryota; Metazoa; Chordata; Mammalia; Carnivora; Mustelidae. Gene Ontology annotation, cellular component: membrane.
ACAGCCCCGUGGAGCCGGGGCUCUCAUUCACAGCUUUCUAGAGAAAUCUGAGCCCGAACCUGCCAGAAUAGGGGAUCUCACCCACUCAGCUCAGCAGCGAGGACACCUGCAGAAACACAUUCCUAAAGCAAGGCUGAGCGGCUGUGUGAAGUAAGAAAUGGUCUCAGAGUUGCUUUUUUUUUGGAUGGCCCCCACCACAUAAGACCUGAAUGUCCUACUGCUCUCCAAGAACAGAAAGAAGACCAUCUAUUUGUCUGCUUUUGUGGCAACUUGGUAGUAACGAAACUGUUGAAUGGGCCCCAAUUUCGGCAGACCAUCAGGUGAAUGGGACCAGUCUCCAUUCUUCCAAAAUAUCAGAAAUUAAGCACGUGGAAAGGAGAUUCGGCCAAGAUGACCCAUUUACAGGCCGGACUCAGUCCAGAGACUAUAGAGAAAGCUCGCCUGGAACUGAAUGAGAACCCAGAUGUCUUACAUCAGGAUAUCCAGCAAGUCAGGGACAUGAUCAUCACCAGGCCUGACAUUGGGUUUUUACGUACAGAUGAUGCCUUCAUCCUGAGAUUUCUCCGAGCCAGGAAGUUUCACCAAGCAGAUGCCUUCAGACUCCUGGCCCAGUACUUUCAGUACCGUCAGCUCAACCUGGACAUGUUCAAAAACUUCAAGGCUGAUGACCCUGGCAUUAAGAGGGCUCUCAUCGACGGGUUCCCUGGAGUGCUGGAAAACCGUGAUCACUACGGCAGGAAGAUUCUUCUGCUCUUUGCCGCCAAUUGGGAUCAGAGUAGGAACUCCUUCACAGAUAUCCUCCGCGCCAUCUUGCUGUCCCUGGAAGUCCUUAUCGAAGAUCCGGAGCUUCAGAUAAAUGGCUUCAUUUUAAUUAUAGACUGGAGUAACUUUUCCUUCAAACAAGCCUCCAAACUGACCCCCUCCAUCCUCAAACUGGCUAUUGAAGGGCUGCAGGACAGCUUUCCUGCCCGCUUCGGAGGAGUCCAUUUUGUCAACCAACCCUGGUACAUUCAUGCCCUGUACACGCUCAUCAAGCCAUUCCUUAAAGACAAGACCAGGAAGCGGAUUUUCCUGCAUGGAAACAAUUUAAACAGCCUUCACCAGCUAAUCCACCCUGAAUUUUUGCCCUCUGAAUUUGGAGGAACCCUUCCUCCUUAUGACAUGGGAACUUGGGCCCGGACGUUACUUGGUCCAGACUACAAUGACGAAAAUGACUAUACUCACACUUCCUACAAUGCAAUGCACGUGAAACACACAUCCUCCAAUCUGGAGAGAGAAUGCUCACCCAAGCCGAUGAAGAGAUCUCAGUCCGUGGUAGAAGCUGGGACCCUGAAACAUGAGGAGAAGGGAGAGAAUGACAACACUCAGCCCCUCCUGGCUCUGGACUGAACCCCGAGUCACCCCAUGCUCUCGCAGAUCGCCAGCCUGCAGUGGAUCAGACACCCAGGAAGCGCGUGUGCGCAACUGACCCACAGGGACACGUGCGUUCCGCUUGACACAAUGCCCUCCACUCCCACCACGUAGUGAUGACUGUCACCAGCCAUUGGUCUGAGCAGCCAAAGUUGAACAAAGACUUGAGAGAUUUUUUUUUUUUUUUCUUUUUGGUGAGGGGACUGGAGGUGAAGCAGGGCAGUCAUGUCAACAUGAUUCCCCCUCCCCCGUAUUUAUGGUAUUAAACGAACUGCAAAAAAGAAAACUAAAUUUGAUGCACACACCGCGUUAGUGCCAGGAUUUUUCUGAGGUACCACAGAGACCCACUCUAAGUUUUGUGACUUAAGAUUAAGUGCAUUUCCAAGUAGAUAUAUGAGAAGGAAACUGUGCAGACCCAAUUGUCAAGCUCAACGUAGUGCAAAGCCCCAAGACAGUAGUAUCUCAAGUCAUUUCCAUUCUUAGUGAAUUAUUUUCUUUGACCUCAUCACCAGCAUCGGAUUGUUCAGUCCAAGGGCAUGUCCUUGUAGGUCUCACUCUUCACAGAGUUUGCUUAUUUUGAGAACCUGCAAGAACAAUUUUGAUGUCACAUCUCUUGUCAGGCCACCAGCUGAUUACCAUGAUCUGGCUUAAAAAAAAAGACACACACAACCUGAAAUACGAUUAUUUCAUCUUAAUAACGUGACUUUCCACAGGCAACAUGAGAUUGUGGAGGGAGGGGUGGGGCCUCAUCGAAAACACAUGUCAGUGAUUAAUGGAUUCAUUCAAAUUGCCACACUUGGGUCACUACAGGCAAGAAAAGUGCUACAAAAGUAUUUAAUGCCCCCCACUCCCUCCCCGCCCUCCCCCCAACCAGUUAAAGGUAUGGAGAACGGAGCUGGCUGUUGCUGAGAGAGUAGGUACCAAUCAUGGAGGAAGACCCUUAGCGAUGGCUAAAUAUGCAAGUACUGACAAUAAGAGAUUAGGAAUGCGGGAUAAAAUGCCAAAGAUCAUUUUAUUUCUUUGUCUAUUCUCCGUAGAAAUGGGAGUCCCCAACGACCCAUUCAAAGGAAAUUAAAUAGAGAUAAACAGGUAACAUAGGAUAGGAUAUCCUUAUUCGUGCCAUGUUUCCCAAAACCCGUUUGUGUUUAAGGCAUCUCAUAUCUUCCCAGCCAUCCACAUGACAUGAGCAUUAAUCAGUAUGACCACUUGGUGCUCAGUGUCAAAUAAAAGAUAUUUUAGUUGGGCAGAAAAAUAUGAUUUUAUGUUUUAAGGACUUGGGAGGAUUAACUAAAAAUUCAAAGAAAAGAGGUGAUUCAACUGGCCAUAAUCAACCUAGGUAGAUAUUAUUACGAAUCUUAACCAUUUAUUACAUCUCUUUCUCAAUGAAUCUAGUGUUUUAAUUUAUUUUCUACUGGCAGAGGAGAAUAAGAGACGUAAUUUUUGUAUUCUACCCUCGAAAUAAAAUU